Drosophila obscura is the source of this 668-nucleotide messenger RNA. RefSeq lists its product as uncharacterized. Lineage: Eukaryota; Metazoa; Arthropoda; Insecta; Diptera; Drosophilidae. Bases 73 to 327 code for a protein of 84 amino acids. The record is from RefSeq and is a predicted model, not a curated record. The transcript has 2 exons.
UUUGAAUAUAUCUCUUGGAAAUUCUCUACUGUCUAUAUUAUAUAAAAGUACUAUAUUUUGCUAGAAACUAUAAUGACUGAUCUAGAAACUCCGAAAGUUUUACUCAAGCCCAUACUAAUCCUGAGGGAUGCUGGCUCUGGUGGCGAUGGGAUGUUAAGCACGAAGGCGAAAAAGAAUGUCACCUUCAAGCGCGUCGUCGAGUACUACACCUACUCUGACAACCUGAAGAUGCGUCUGGAAAAGACGUCUCUGCUCCCGGACGAGAACUUGAAUCUAAGUGGGGUAGAUAUACCAACGCGGCGCCUCAGCGAGGAGGCCAAUUUGUAACUACUCCAUGCUCCAGCCCCAUCUACGAUUCGAUUCUCGGAAAAUUAAACAGAAAGAAGCGGAUGCGGAUGCGGAAAACGGAUGUUUCAAAUUGGCGACGUGACACUUUUAACUUAAUUGUGCCCCAUAUUUUGCACUUUAUUAUGGGCAAGGACAUGAAUGUAAUACGUGCGGAUGGGGCAGGGCAAGCAAUUUUAUAUGUACAAUAUUUCAUGACACAUUUUUGUACUUUUAAACGCAGCGCGUUAGCCGCUCUUCUGCAUCCAAAUGUUUGGGUUUUACCAAACAAGCAGGUGGAUUGUGCUAUCUGCGAGCAAAUAUACAUAAAUACAAUACGAAUA